This is a messenger RNA of Pantherophis guttatus, 1601 nucleotides long. It is a transcript of the gene TAGLN, whose product is annotated as transgelin. The record is from RefSeq and is a predicted model, not a curated record. Lineage: Eukaryota; Metazoa; Chordata; Lepidosauria; Squamata; Colubridae. Gene Ontology annotation, molecular function: protein binding.
GUCCCCAGCCCCUCUCCGCUUGCCAGGCAGAAGGCCCCACCUUGUCUGGGGGGAGGCUACAAUAGAGCCCCAGUUGCUCCAGGGGGCUGUGGCCCUAGCGGGCCCUCCCUCCCUCCCUCGCUCUCUGCACCCCAAAACUCCUGAGUGACCACAUCCAGGAGACAGGCAUGAGGUCAGGGCUGGCCUGCCUGGCUGGGAAGAGCCCUGCCUAAAAAGGAGACGCUGUGCGGGGCCAGUCCAGGCCGAGCAUCCGCUGGGACUCAGGCAUGCCGAGAAUGUCUUGGGGCAAUAACUCUGCUCGACUUUGGAGUCUUUCCCCAAAUAUGGUGCGCAACUUCAGCCACCGAGGAGGGGGAGGGACGGUGAUGUCACGGGCCGGAGGGCCGGAGCCUUUUAGCCCCUCUCCUGGGGCUGCGGAGUCCUGGCAGAGCAGCAUCUCGGGAGCCUCGGAGCCAGCACAGCUAGCAGCCCAGCUGCCUUAGUCUCCUCGCCUACUGCCUCCCCCAGACCCGUCCUGUGGACAUGGCAAACAAGGGGCCUUCCUUUGGGCUGACCAGAGACGUCCAGACCAAGAUCGAGAAGAAAUACGACGAUGAGCUGGAGGAGCGCCUAGUCCAGUGGGUGGUGGCCCAGUGUGGGAAUGAGGUGGGGCGCCCCGAGCGAGGGAGGCUGGGCUUCCAAGUCUGGCUGAAGAACGGCAUUAUCCUCGGGAAGCUCAUCAACAGCCUUUAUCCCAGCGGCUCCAAGCCUGUGAAGAUCCCGGAUUCGCCCCCCACCAUGGUCUUCAAGCAGAUGGAGCAGAUCUCCCACUUUCUGAAGGCAGCCGAGGAUUACGGGGUGGUGAAGACAGAUAUGUUCCAGACGGUUGAUCUCUAUGAAGCCAAGGACAUGGCAGCCGUCCAGCGGACCAUCAUGGCCAUGGGCAACCUGGCUGUGACCAAGAACGAUGGGCAUUACCAGGGGGACCCCUCGUGGUUCAUGAAGAAGUCCCAGGAGAACAAGCGGGACUUCUCCGACAGCCAGCUGAAGGAGGGCAAGAAUGUGAUCGGCUUACAGAUGGGCUCCAACAAAGGGGCGUCACAGGCAGGCAUGACAGGCUAUGGGCGACCCCGGCAGAUCAUCAGCUAAAGCUGCUGUGCUGCCCCCCCACCCCCAAGCCGGCCGGUCUUCCCGCUCUUGCUAACAGCCUGGCAAGCUCUGCCCCGCUGCUGCCACCGCCACCAGGGGUAUCCGCAGGGAACGUCCCCACCGUGCCCCCUAAGCAGUUCCCGGAAGGGGCACCGUGCCCAAAGACUUGUGCUGCUGCUGCUGCUGCGUAGCAACAGCCGGCCAGGCAGCCAACCUACUCCAGAGCCGCUGGCCUCUGCAUGCUGCCCGCUUCACCCACCCGCCCGCCCGCCCGCCGCGCACCCUCCUGGCCUGCUUUGGCCCUGGCACGCAUCCUGGGGCCGCCGGAAGGCUUCGCCCAACUGCAGAACCGAACUUGGCUGAAGUUGCCCAAGGAGCCUCUCUCGACAAAGUCUGCCAGGGGCACAGAACGAAGCUACUGUUUUGUACUUUUUUGGGGUUAUUCAUUAGAUUAAAAACUGAAUCUUUUAGUU